AUGCCUCCUCCUACCGCCACCCAGAAGCCCACCGCUCCCGCCCCUGCCAAGAAGGACGGCGAAGACAAAAAGUCCACCCAGCUCACCAAGCCCGACCAGUCAAAGUACAAUGCUGAGCAGGACACUAUCAACAAGGAGAUCGCAGAGGUCAAGACCAAGCUCGACGCUAUUCGCUCCCGGAUCGCCCUCUCCCAAGCCCCCACCUCCAACGACAGACGUUCCGCCAUCAAGAGCGAGCUUGACUCUCUCCGAGGCGAGCAGGCCAAGUUCAGGGGCGACAGGAACAAGCUCUUUGAGGACAUGAAGCGCCUGCAGGAGAGUGUGCAAAAGAAGAUCAAGGAGGUGCAGGGGUCUAGGGGCAAGCUUGUUUACAGGACUGUGUCCGAGGUCGACGCUAGGAUCGAGGAGCUUGACGGACAAGUCGAGUCUGGUAACUUGAAGCUCGUUGACGAGAAGAAGGCCCUCCAGGAGAUCUCCAACCUGAAGCGAUCCCGAAGGACCCUCGAGGCCAAUGGAUCCAUUGAUGACAGCAUUGCCGCCGACAAGGCCCGAAUCGAAGAUCUCAAAAAGCAGCUCGACGACCCCGAGGCCAAGAAGCUCAGUGAGAGAUUCGAUGAGCUGAAGAAAGAGAUGGACGGCUUGAGAGAGGACAGUAGCAAAGCGUACGAAGAGCGGGGCAAGCUUUUCGAUGAGAGGAACGCUCUCUCCGCCGAGAUGGAUGAGCUGUACAACAAGAAGCGUCAGUCUGCUCAAAAGUACAGGGAAAGUAACGACAAGUACUAUGCCAAGGUCCAAGCCGACAGACAAGCCCGUCAAGAGCGUUUCAAGGCCGACAAGGCCCGUGAGGAGACCGAGCGACGCGAGGAGGAGAUUGUCCGUCUCCGUGAGGAGGCCAAGAUUCCCGCUUAUGCUUCCGAGAUCGACGACACUGGCGUUCUGAUCAGCUGGUUCAAGGGAAAGUAUGGCUCUGGCGAAGUCCCUUCUACCCACGCUGGCGGUAAAGGUGUCAGCAACGUCGUGGAAGGUGUCAAGCCUCUGGAGACCCGAAAGGUCGAUGACGAGGCUUUCAAGGGGAUGACUUUGAAGAAGAAGGGUGAAGACGACCUUGCGGGCUUCUUUGGUGGUAGCGGAAAGAGCAAGAAGAAGGGGGGCAAGAAGGGCAGCACAAACGGAAGCGGUACCGCUACCCCAGUUAGCCAGGACGGCGAGAAAUCAGGCAAGGAGGCUGCCGUCAACCUCCCCAUGUCGCUCUUGAGCGCUCUCUUGAGCUUGGGUAUCCCCCCUCCCAGUGGAAAGGAUGAUGUACAGAGGACUGUCGAUGACUUGGAGAAGAAGAAGGCUUGGUUCGAAGCCAACUCUGCUGCCAAGACAAAGGCUGAGAUCGAGCGAGUGGAGAAGGUCGUGGCCAAGCUCCAGAAAAAGAAUGCUGUGGCUGUCGACGAGGCUUCUGCUGAGAUUUCCGAGAAGGGUGGUCUCCACGAGCCUUUGCACACUGUUGCCGUUGAGGGUUCUGCUUCUGGUCCCGAAAACGUUCUCGAUGAGGGAGAACAGCUUCCUACAAAUGCCGGCGAAGCCAGCGAGGUCAAGAAGGUGGACUCUAAACUCGAAGAAGCCAAGGAGACUCUUGAGUCUGAGGAGUAA
Messenger RNA from Cryptococcus wingfieldii CBS 7118, 1641 nucleotides. RefSeq names its product nuclear segregation protein Bfr1. Gene Ontology annotation, cellular component: ribonucleoprotein complex; nuclear outer membrane-endoplasmic reticulum membrane network; endoplasmic reticulum. The transcript has 7 exons. Bases 1 to 1641 code for a protein of 546 amino acids. The record is from RefSeq and is a predicted model, not a curated record. Gene Ontology annotation, molecular function: mRNA binding. Lineage: Eukaryota; Fungi; Basidiomycota; Tremellomycetes; Tremellales; Cryptococcaceae. Gene Ontology annotation, biological process: intracellular mRNA localization.